Messenger RNA from Dermatophagoides pteronyssinus (European house dust mite), 2553 nucleotides. It is a transcript of the gene Zasp52, whose product is annotated as Z band alternatively spliced PDZ-motif protein 52. Gene Ontology annotation, molecular function: actin binding; muscle alpha-actinin binding. The record is from RefSeq and is a predicted model, not a curated record. Gene Ontology annotation, cellular component: Z disc; stress fiber; adherens junction. NCBI's taxonomy places the organism in Eukaryota, Metazoa, Arthropoda, Arachnida, Sarcoptiformes, Pyroglyphidae. Gene Ontology annotation, biological process: actin cytoskeleton organization; muscle structure development; heart development.
AAAGAAAGAACAAAAUUCUGUACUACGCCUACUAUUCAGAAACAGAUCAGAAUAAAUAAUCAAUAAAAUUUUCAAACACAACAAUUGAUUUGGCAACGAAUACGAUAAUAAAACCUAAAUAAUAAUAAUAAUAAUGGCAACAGGAACAUUUGUCACAGCAAAAUUGAUGCGUUCGGAUCAAUCAACACCAUGGGGUUUUCGUCUUCAAGGUGGCCAAGAAUUUUCCAUGCCAUUAUCAAUGGCCAAGGUAUCGGAAGGAAGUCUUGCUGAUCAAGCCGGGGUAUGUUUAGGCGAUAUCAUAUUGAAAAUAAAUGGAAAAGAAUGCGAUCAACUACGACAUAAAGAUGCACAGGAUCUAAUAUUGACUGCUGGCAAUUAUCUUGAAUUGUAUUUAGAAAGAGGUCCGAUGAACACUUGGAAACCAACGGUUACACCUGUCGGUUCGUUCGAUAUCCGUCAUUCAAAUAAAGCACAAUCAAUGGAGCCACAAAUUUUUACAAAAACAUCAUUGGCUAAAAAUCCAGAAGAUUAUGUUCCAAUCGGAAGUGGACAUAAUACAGCAGCUCAACCAUUCAAUGGGCCAAAAUUGGUGCAUAAACAAUUUAAUUCACCAAUCAAUUUAUAUUCGGAUAAAGCAUUGGAAGAAACAUUAAAUGCACAUUCACAAGUAUUGGCAACCGGUGCCACUGGAAUUAAUUUCAUAAAACCGGAACAACCGGUAAAUAAAGAUUCAGCUGUAUAUCGAUUAGUUCAAGAAGAAGAGAUGCGUAAAUCAAAAGGCUUGACCGAUUCACCUGAAAAAAAUGGCUUUCAUGAUCCAUCGUCUAGUGAUGCUCAUCCAAUACGUCAUGUACAGGCUCCAAGUGGACCUAGUCCACAAAAACAGAUAGAUGAACGAAAUCGUAAUGUUUGUGCACAUUGUGAACGAUUGAUUGUAGGUGUAUUCGUUCGAAUUAAUAAUAAAUCAUUGCAUGCUGAUUGUUUUGUUUGUGCUACCUGUGGAACUUCAUUGAAAAAUAUUGGCUAUUUUAAUAUCAAUGAUAAAUUGUAUUGCGAUAUUCAUGCCCAACAGAUGCGUGCCGUAUUAGGUGAAACCGGUGGUCAAGGUUUUCCAAGUGCACCGGAAGUUAAACCUGCACCAAUAGGAUUCUCACAACGACAUAUUUCACCAUUAUCUCAAUCGCCACAUACAGUUCCACAAUCACCAAUAUUACAACCAAGAGAGAUUUCGAUACCCGUACAAUCAUAUCAGUCUACAAACUUACAAACACAGCAGCAACACAAUGGAUUUCAAUCAUCGUCACCGAGUUUCAAUACAAUGCCAAAGAAAUUUUCACCGGUUGCACCACCAAUUGCACCGAAACCAAACUUUGCAUCAAGUCAAAUAAAUCGCAAUUCAAUGUAUGGAUCGAUGGCAUCACCAUCAUCGUAUAAUUAUACAACUGAAACUCAUUCGACUGUGCAACGAAAUCUAAAUCAACCAUCUAAUCCGGCAGCUGAUUAUUUAUCAUCAUCCUUAUCUAAACAAAUGAAUCGGCCAAAAUCAUGCUAUUCAAGCUUACCACCAACACCGGGCAAUUAUUCAUUAACAACUAAUACCUAUGAAACACGUACAACAACUACCAGAUUACCUGGUAGCCAAUGUAGUGGUUUUAAUCCGAAUCCAAUUAAUUUGCCUUAUCCGAAAACAGCUACGUAUGCUUCUAGCCAAACGACAUCGUAUUCGAUACCACCACCGAUUGGUUCUGCAGGUCCAGCUGGUACUCAACCGAUGACAACGCUUCCGUCCGCUUAUUCGGCUCCCAACUAUAAUGCUGCACAACAGCAACGUCAAACAACAGCAACAACAUCAUUCGGUAGUAAACAGACAUCAACUACAGAUAGGAAUCAAUUAGCACCGAAACGUGGUAAAGGUAUGCUACAGACUCAACUUACCGGUGGUGUAAUUCCAUUCUGUGGCUAUUGUUCGCAACAGAUUCGUGGUCAAUACAUUAUGGCAUUGAAUAAAACUUGGUGCCCAAAUCAUUUCAUCUGUGCCAAUAAUCUUUGCAAACGUUCCUUAGAACAAAAUGGUUUUGUUGAAGAACAAGGUCGUUUGUAUUGUGAAAAUUGUUAUGAAUCACAUUUUGCUCCUGGCUGUGCUAAAUGUAUUCAAAAGAUCAAAGGGGAUUGUCUAAAUGCAUUGGGAAAAAAAUGGCAUCCUGAAUGUUUCACUUGUACACAUUGUCGUAAACCAUUCGGUAAUUCGGAAUUCUAUCUGGAAGAUUCAUUUCCAUAUUGUGAAAAAGAUUGGAACGAUUUAUUCACUACAAAAUGUGUUAGCUGUGGUUAUCCAAUUGCUGCUGGUGAUCGUUGGGUAGAAGCAUUAAAUCAAAAUUAUCAUUCAAAUUGUUUCCGUUGUACGGUUUGUCAUAAUAAUUUGGAAGGACAAAGUUUCUUUGCUAAAGGUGGACGACCAUAUUGCAAAGCACAUGCCAGAUAAAAUCUAAAAUUUAACUAAUUAAUCUGAAAAUUUGUUUUUCAAUAAUAAAAUCUGACAUGAAAUAUAAAUCA